Messenger RNA from Argiope bruennichi, 4026 nucleotides. Its product is annotated as astakine-like. The coding region runs from base 299 to 658 and encodes 119 amino acids. NCBI's taxonomy places the organism in Eukaryota, Metazoa, Arthropoda, Arachnida, Araneae, Araneidae. The transcript has 5 exons. The record is from RefSeq and is a predicted model, not a curated record.
CUGAAUUUACUCUUUUACCGCGCUUCAGUUGGCAGCGCCUCAGUUAUCGUCUGCUACUACUCGGUCUUCACUUGUGAGGUUCAAGCCGUUCGAAGAAGUUCCCCUUGCUUUCACCGCUUCGGAAUACUGGGAGAGGGUUUGCGUUCCGAUAAGGAAGUAUAAUAAACGAUUACUUGCAUAUUUUUUGCCUACAAGUGAGAUUUGGAAGAAAAGCUGCCUUUUCCAGAAGAAAUUGCAUACCAUUCAUCAAGGUCUUAAAGAUAUCUACUUUGCACUUCAAUUCUUCCAGAGAUAGAAGAUGUCGGUUUCAAUAUACACGGCGAUGUUUUUUGUGCUUAUGUUGCUGGGAUAUGAACAGGGACAUGGUUAUUCCUUGGCGCCCUCAGAAUGCAGAUCCCCUUCAGAUUGUGGCCCUGGAGAAUGCUGCGUUCUUGGUAUGAUGCGAUACAGCAUGGCACAGUGCAUGCCCCUGGGACAAGUCGAGGAUUAUUGCCGGGACGACAACCCCCCUGAAAACAGAACCCUCUACUACCCAAACGGGGAGCCAGUCGAAGUGACUGAUAUCUACACCCACGUGUGUCCUUGCGACGAUGGGCUGCAAUGUGUGGACAACUUCUGCGCUGCGGACGACUCCUACGAGAACAAUUACCUGUAUUAAUAAAUGCGACCAUGCGGGUCCUUCGAAGGGUCUGACUGCACUGAUAUCUCACCUAAGACCCUUGGAAAACUGAUAUUUGUAAUUUAUUUUGGUAACACUUUUCAUAAAAUUCGAAGAAGUUUCUUCUCUUGGAAUUUUAUACAAGACAGAUCUGGAUUUUUCUUAAAAUAGGAAUCUUUUUUCUUUUGUAGCAUCAAAUCUGGUUAGUCAGAAAUUUUUGAUAAUUUUUUUUUAAAUUUGGAUUGCACUUUUUAAAAAUUAUUCUGAAACAAAAGAACAGGAUCCUGUUGAUAACAAGAGUGAAGAAGUUAAGAUUUAUACUUUUACUUGACACAUUCAAUUUUGAUAGAAAAUUAAAGUCAAAACUAUAUAAAUUCCAUAUAUUAAUGAUUAAUGAUCUUGCAUUUUUAACAAAAAAACAAUUCUGCUUCUAUCUUGCUUUUCCCUCCCAAAUGUGUAAUAGAUCUUAUUUAGUUUUCUUUGUAUUCUUCGAAUUUGGUUAAUAAUAUUGAUCAAUAUUUCCUAAAUUAUUAAUAAUAUUCUCAAGAUCUAUCCUGACAUCGAUUUUCAAUGUUUAAUAUUGAAAUAUUUUUCACUUUAUUCGAAACUUAGCGUUUUUUUUUAAAUUACUAAAAACGAAUUAGAAUUUAACUUAUAUACUGCAUUAAAGAAUUCAAAUAACUAAAUUACACUUCAUUACUUCGGCAUAUAAUAUUUUAUCUUGAAAAUCAAUAUUUAGCUAAAUAUAUCCGUUUAGAGUUAAAAAGUAAACAAAUUUUCGCUUUACAUCCUUUAUGAAAAUUUUAAAAAAUUAAUGAUUGAACAUAUAAUAGCUAUCUAUAACUGCCCAAUUUAAAAAAAUUAAAAUGGAACUUUGAAAAAAAUUAAGUUAUAAAAAUGUUCUUGCAGAUUUCGUUAAAAUUACAGAUAUCUUUUAUGAAUAACUUAUUAGAAUAUACUUCCAAAUUUGUAAUAUCAAUUUAAAACUGAUUUCUGCUUUUUUUUGCUUCUUUUGAUCAUCAAUCAUGUUAGAACUAGGCAAAAAAAGUAUUUAAAAAUCAAUUGAGGGCACUGACUUUCAUAUAUUUUCGAGGAAGUAAAAAAAAUAUCGAUCUAUAAAGAUUCGAAAUUAAUCAUGAACUUUUGAAGAAAAUUCCAGACUGUCAUGGUUGAUAAAUUAUUUGUCAUUUGUCCGGGUAUGCUGAAUUUAAAUUAAUGUACACUGAAUCAUUUGUUAUAUGAGUACAUGAAAGAAUCAUCUGGAAAAACGAGACUGAUUGUGAAUGAUGGCCACACUUAAUUUUCCAGAGAUAUUUGCUCUUUUCUACAAAUUCACUUCAUGUUUGAAUUCUUUUAACUCUUUCAUUUCUGAUUUCAUCUGUCAUUCAUUAAUUAUUUUCUGCUGCUUCUAAUUUUAAAAAAUUGCAGUUUCUGUAUAUAAAAAAAGAAAAAAAGCAUUCUUUUAAUUUAGUGUAACUAAAUGAAAAUUAAAAUUAAACUUUACUCUUAUUUUCCAUUAAGAUAUUGAUGAAAUUAUGAUUAUUUACUUUUUCUUAUGCCGGGUUUACACUCGGCCAGUUAUAAGACGGCAAGUAGGCAGCGCAUGCGUAGAAAGGCUGAAAAAUGCUGUUCGGUCGAUGGCAAGUAAUUGUCCCGACGGGACAACAACAUACCACUGUAUUGUAUUUUUUCUUACUGCACAUAUUUGGCGGGGUUUUUUUGGCGUGAAAAAAAUUGAUAACUCAUCUUAGAUUAAUUUCUUUUGCUCUUUGUUUUAUCUGAUUCAAGGUUGUGUUUUUUUUAAAAAUUUAUUUGCCAUUUCUUUUCUAAAGUUUGCCAAAUUUAGGUAUGUUGACUUUUUUAUUUUAUCAUAUUUUUUGUGUAAAUAUCCAUCAAUUUAAUGAUCAUCAUUUAGCCACAGUGAAAGAGAAAAAUUAAGGGACGCCAAAAAGUCAAUUUAUAGCCAAGCAUGAUAUGCUUGAAUCUAUGAUAUGAAAUUGCGGCAAACAUAAAUCAGUCCCUUUCUACGCAUGCGCUGGUCUUCUAACUGGCCGAGUGUAAACACGGCAUUAAAAUAUUUAAAUACUUUUUUCUGAAAUUCAUAAACAUUGCCAACAAGAGAUGAUAUUCAAACUUUAAAAAAAUCGUUUGAGAAAGAAAAAAAACUUUUGCAGUCUAUUUUUCAUUUUUAAAAUGCUUACAUUUCUUUUCUCAUCUGUAAAUCAUGCAUGCAGUUUUAUUGUAAUCAUUGCUGCAAUGUAGUUAAUAUCACUUCGCCGUUAACUUGCACAAUAAAAAUUACAUUUAUAUAUUUCUUACGUGAUUAAACUUUCUUAGAUUUAAACUUGAAAAACUUUUCAAGGUUGAAGUAAGCAUUUCAAUAUUUUUAGUAGUUUAUUUCAUUUCUAUAGAUUUUUUUUCUAGCACUGAAAUUUGCACAUAAAUUUAACAGUUAGGAAGAUGAAAAAAGAAUUUUUACUUGCAUAUCUGAAAUCCAUGUAGUUAUUAGGGUCGUUCAAUACAUCAGAAGUUGCAAGCCUUGGAAUAAUAAGGCUUUACUGUAAUUCAAAUAUUUUCAUUGACUUAAUCAAACAAUAUGAUAGCAGAAUACCAUGCUUCUAAUAAUCGUCUUAUAAAACCUCUGGAUUUUGUGAAAACCGUUCAGAACCCCUUUCUUUACAUCAAGUCCAAUCGAAAUUGUUGCCUUACUUAGGCUUUGUUCAUUUCAUUAAACAGGCCGAAUAACAAGAGGGAAAUUUAAGGUCCAGCUUUAUGGCAACCACUUGAAUUUGUCGUAUGUUAAAGAAAAUUGUCAGGAAAAUCUGGAAUGCCAACUGAAAAUUUUUCUGGCCAUUUCGAUUACCCUGCCAUGAAAACUUCCUCUUUUCUUAAUUCCUGAGGUUCCAACGCUCCUCCUUUCUUAAUUCUUGAGUCUGAACUAAAACUACCGCUCAUUAUCCCGAGCUGGAGAGAAAAAUAACAAUAUAAUAAUAUCUAAAUAUUUUGUCUCUCGUAACAGUUUUCAAUUCAUUAUUUAUUGAACGGCCUUAAUAUUAAUUAUACGCUUGUAAAACUUAUUUCUCUGUGUGACCAAUGCUUGACAAAAUUUCACGAAUAACAUGUUGUCGUCUCGGCUUCCUUCUACCAACCGCUGGAAACCCGUCAUUCCAUAUUUGAGUGUUCUUCCAUCAUAUGUACAUAGAUGCAUUCUCUUUAUUUAAAUGCCAUAGUUGUGCGUUCUCUUGCCAAAUAACUUGUCGUGCAAUCCAUUGUGAGGCCCGGUGCCAUUUUUGUAUAACUCAUGCUUUUUUUCGUUUAUGUUCUGUCACGUUUCAUGAUUGGAUAAAUAAAGGAAUUUUAUUACAGAA